UAAGCACCUAGCGUUACCUCAGCCACACAGCGUAAAGAAUGAUCAGUUGUGAGAAGUUCCGGUUUAAUGGUUAUAUCGCAAGAAUUUUCCACGUGAGAUCCCUAGUUCUUGCCCUUAUAUUUAAAACAUUCAAUUAAAAUGGCGAAUAUCAAGGAAUUUUUUCUAACCGGCAUACAACGUAUAUUCAGCAAUUGGACGGCAUUAAGGUUGACAGUAGAACAUGGCAUGGGUUCUAAAGAUAGCGCCGUAGAAUUUUGCACAUAUAUGACGGAAGUGCUGUCUAUGAAUGAUGACUUAUCCACAAGUGAGGUUGUUACUGUACUCGAAGAUUACAUGGCUGAAUGCUUCAAUACAGAGAUGGAGGAUGGCAGUGCAGCAGAAGUAGCAGAAAUAUUAGUGAAAUUUUAUCGAUACUGCACAGAGAAUGAAGAGUCUACAGUGAAAACAGAACUUGAGAAGUUACCACCGUUACAGCCCUGGCUUCUGUUCUCACAACCGGUUCAGCAGAACUGUUCAGCAGUGAGCUGCGAUGACAGCAGGAGUCCCAAUGAAAAUGUGGAUACUGAUGAGAUGGACACGAAUGAGGAUGAGGAAGGAUGGACGACGGUCAGAAGGAGAUAGCUCGCAAUGUUUUGUACAAACAAUAUCUUUACUUAGCAAUUUCUUUUUAUAAAAGAGUGGAAAGACGCGGGGCGGGAAAUAGAGAGACAGGCGCAUAUGUUAUUGUAACAUAAUACGCACGCAUACUUUUCACAGUCAUACAACUUCUGACGCUAGAAUUACCUACAGGAAUAUUUUUACCUAAGCAGCCUCUUCGAGUAUUGCUAAAUGUCAUUUAGCAAGCGUGUCUUCUGUAUCUGCAAAUUAAAAAAGAACAUUUCGUCAAUAGAGCGCCUUGAACAUGGAACUUUAUUGGAACUUUAUUGAAACUUUGCCAAGAAGGUAAUGAGAAAACAAGAAGGAUAAGAAGAUAAAAUAAGUGGAGGGAAAAUUCUGCUAAGAAGAUCUUACAGUUCUGAACAUAUUACCUUUCCCAUUCUGGGACAAACGGACGGUAUAGUAGCCGUUGUGAUAUUGCAUACUCUGAUCCUUCUCCGGCCCGUUCUGCUUUCUCUCACCAGGCCCUGCUAAACUCAAUAUUACCGGCAAGAAUAGCAAUCCGUGAAACAAGCCGAACAACACCACAGACGAGAACAGCUGAAAGAAAUACGAAGAGAAUCAACACGUCUGUCUCAUCGAAGACAAUAAUAUUAGUAUAAGCUUAACACUUUCGGUUCCAUACUCUGAAGAAAGUCUUGAAGACGUAAGCCUGACUGAAGCCCAGCAGCACGAAGGCGAGAAACGUGCUUAAGCCACCGUUGAGAACGGCUGGCCCGAUGAUACUAAGCGUCGUCACUGCUCGUUCUAUAAACACGAGAUAAGAAAUACCAGCAGAGUUCAACUUCGACAGGUGCAUCGUUGAACGUGUCGUGGUAUUCCCCGUGAGGAAUCAAAUCGCGAGAUUGUUAGGAACUCUAAGUGGUAAAUGUUUCCUUUAUGAUAAGUCUCAAUGUUAUCAUUGUUACGAUAAAAAAAAUGCGAGAUCCUUGUAA
Molecule: messenger RNA, 1592 nt
Organism: Odontomachus brunneus
Lineage: Eukaryota; Metazoa; Arthropoda; Insecta; Hymenoptera; Formicidae
Exons: 3
Coding region: 139-621 (160 amino acids)
Biological process (GO): maturation of SSU-rRNA from tricistronic rRNA transcript (SSU-rRNA, 5.8S rRNA, LSU-rRNA)
Cellular component (GO): nucleus
Source: RefSeq, a predicted model, not a curated record